Oxyura jamaicensis (ruddy duck) is the source of this 5661-nucleotide messenger RNA. RefSeq names its product kinesin family member 21B (gene KIF21B). The record is from RefSeq and is a predicted model, not a curated record. Gene Ontology annotation, biological process: microtubule-based movement; mitotic spindle organization. Gene Ontology annotation, molecular function: ATP binding; microtubule binding; microtubule motor activity. Lineage: Eukaryota; Metazoa; Chordata; Aves; Anseriformes; Anatidae. The transcript is spliced from 34 exons. The annotation marks the transcript as partial.
GCCACGAGGCUGUCCUCAGCCCCUUCCUCCUCCUGCAGGAUCCGUCCCCAGCUGUCCAAAGAGAAAAUCGAGGGAUGUCACAUCUGCACCUCCGUGACGCCCGGCGAGCCCCAGGUGUUGCUGGGGAAGGACAAAGCCUUCACCUACGACUUCGUCUUCGACCUGGACACGUGGCAGGAGCAGAUCUACACGACGUGCGUGGGCAAGCUCAUCGAAGGCUGCUUCGAGGGCUACAAUGCCACCGUGCUGGCGUACGGCCAGACGGGCGCCGGGAAGACGUACACCAUGGGGACGGGCUUCGACAUGAACAUCUCCGAGGACGAGCAGGGCAUCAUCCCGCGGGCCAUCGGCCACCUCUUCAGCGGCAUCGAGGAGCGCAAGCGGGCGGCACAGAGCCAAGGCGUGGCGGCACCCGAGUUCAAAGUCAGCGCCCAGUUCCUGGAGCUCUACAACGAGGAGAUCCUGGACCUGUUUGACAGCGCCCGCGACCCGGAUGCCCGGCACCGCAAAUCCAACAUCAAAAUCCACGAGGACGCCAGCGGGAGCAUCUACACCACCGGCGUCACGUCGCGGCUCAUCAGCUCGCAGGACGAGCUGAUCCAGUGCCUGAAGCAGGGGGCUCUUUCCCGCACCACUGCCAGCACCCAGAUGAACGUGCAGAGCUCCCGCUCCCAUGCCAUCUUCACCAUCCACCUGUGCCAGAUGAGGGUCUGCGCCCGCCCGGAGCUGGUGAACGGGGAGGUGAGCGGCCUCCUGGACGGAGCCCAGCCCACCACCGAGUACGAGACCCUCACGGCCAAGUUCCAUUUCGUCGACCUGGCGGGCUCGGAGAGGCUGAAACGAACGGGUGCUACCGGCGAGAGGGCGAAGGAAGGCAUCUCCAUCAACUGCGGGCUGCUGGCCCUGGGGAACGUCAUCAGCGCCCUGGGAGACCAGAGCAAGAAAGUGGUGCACGUGCCCUACCGGGACUCCAAGCUCACCCGCCUGCUGCAGGAUUCCCUCGGGGGCAACAGCCAAACCAUCAUGAUCGCCUGCGUCAGCCCCUCCGACCGCGACUUCAUGGAGACCCUGAACACCCUCAAGUACGCCAACCGGGCCCGCAACAUCAAGAACAAGGUGGUGGUGAACCAGGACAAGACCAGCCAGCAGAUCAGCGCCCUGCGGGCCGAGAUCGCCCGCCUGCAGAUGGAGCUGAUGGAGUACAAGGCGGGCAAGCGGGUCAUCGGGGAGGACGGCUCGGAGGGCUACAGCGACCUUUUCCGCGAGAACGCCAUGCUGCAGAAGGAGAACAGCGCCCUGCGCAUGCGGGUGAAGGCCAUGCAGGAGGCCAUCGAUGCCAUCAACAGCAGGGUCACCCACCUCAUGAGCCAGGAGGCCAACCUCAUGCUGGCCAAGGCAGGGGACGGUAACGAAGCUAUCGGCGCCCUCAUCCAGAAUUACAUCCGGGAGAUCGAAGAGCUGAGGACCAAACUCCUGGAGAGCGAAUCCAUGAACGAGUCCCUGCGGCGCAGCCUCUCGCGCGUCUCUGCCCGGCCCCCCUACUCCGUGGGCUCAUCCCCGGUGCCCGCCUUGGCUGCCCCCGCGGAGACGGAGGCGUCCGACGUCCUGCGCCGGGCCAAGCAGGACCUGGAGCGCCUGAAAAAGAAGGAGAGGAGGCAGCGGAGGAAAAGCCCCGAGAAGGAGGCGUUCAAGAAACGGCCGAAGCUGCAGGAUAACGGGGAGGAGACAGACGAGAAUGAAGGGGAAGAGGAGGAGGAGGAGGAACAGGACGAGAGCGGCUGCGAGGAAGAGGAUGGGCGCGAGGAUGAAGACGAGGACUCGGGCAGUGAAGAGAGCCUGGUGGACUCCGAUUCGGACGCAGAGGAGAAGGCCGUGAAUUUCCAGGCCGACCUGGCGGAUCUGACUUGCGAGAUCGAGAUCAAGCAGAAGCUGAUCGAUGAGCUGGAGAACAGCCAGCGGCGCCUGCAGACCCUCAAGCACCAGUACGAGGAGAAGCUGAUCCUGCUGCAGAACAAGAUUCGGGACACGCAGCUGGAGCGGGACCGGGUCCUGCAGAACCUCAGCACCAUGGAGUGCUACACGGAGGAGAAAGCCAACAAGAUCAAGGCCGACUACGAGAAGCGGCUGAAGGAGAUGAACCGGGACCUGCAGAAGCUGCAGGCGGCCCAGAAGGAGCACGCUCGCCUGCUCAAGAACCAGUCCCGCUACGAGCGCGAGCUGAGGAAGCUGCAGGCAGAGGUGGCCGAGAUGAAGAAGGCGAAGGUUGCGCUGAUGAAGCAGAUGCGGGAGGAGCAGCAGCGGAGGCGGCUGGCGGAGACCAAGAGGAACCGGGAGAUCGCGCAGCUCAAGAAGGAGCAGCGGCGCCAGGAGUUCCAGAUCCGGGCUCUGGAGUCUCAGAAGCGGCAGCAGGAAAUCGUGCUGCGGAGGAAAACCCAGGAGGUCUCGGCGCUGCGCCGCCUCGCCAAGCCCAUGUCGGACCGGGUGGCGGGCAGGACGAGCCAGAAGCCGCCCAUGCUGGACUCGGGCGCAGAGGUCUCGGCCAGCACCACCUCCUCCGAGCCCGAGUCCGGCGCUCGCUCCGUCUCCAGCAUCGUGCGCCAGUGGAAUCGGAAAAUCAACAACUUCCUGGGAGACCCCUCGCCCUCCGCCAACGGGGCUCGGCCGCCCAGGAAGAAGUUCCCCAAGAAGGGGACGAGCCAGACCUUCAGCAAGGCCGCCCGCCUCAAGUGGCAGUCCCUGGAGCGGCGCAUCUUCGACAUCGUGAUGCAGAGGAUGACCAUCGUCAACCUGGAGGCCGACAUGGAGCGGCUCAUCAAGAAACGCGAGGAGCUGGCGCUGCUGCAGGAGGCGCUGCUGGGCAAGAGGGCGAAGCUGCAGGCGGAGAGCCCCAAGGAGCAGAAGGGGCUGCAGGAGCUGAACGAGGAGAUCGAGGUGCUGGGGGCCAACAUCGACUACAUCAACGACAGCAUUUCCGACUGCCAGGCUACCAUCAUGCAGAUCGAGGAGACCAAGGAGGAGCUGGACUCCACGGACACCUCGGUGGUGAUCAGCUCCUGCUCCCUGGCCGAAGCCCGGCUCCUGCUGGACAACUUCCUGAAGGCAUCCAUCGACAAGGGGCUGCAGGUGGCGCAGAAGGAGGCCCAGAUCCGGCUGCUGGAGGGGCGCCUGAGGCAGACGGACGUGACCGGCUCCUCGCAGAACCACCUCAUCCUGGACGCCCUGCGGGAGAAGGCCGAGUCGCACCCCGAGCUGCAGGCUCUGAUCCACAACGUCCAGCAAGAGAACGGCUACACCAGCACGGACGAGGAGGUCUCCGAAUUCAGCCUGGCCUCGGAUGGGAGCUUCUCCCAGUCUUUCACCAUGAAGGGCUCAGCAAGCCAGGAUGACUUCAAGUUCAAGGGAGAGCCCAAGCUCUCCGGGCAGAUGAAGGCGGUGUCAGCUGAGUGCCUGGGACCCACGCUGGACAUCUCCACCAAGAACAUCACCAAGUCCUUGGCGUCCCUCAUGGAGAUCAAGGAGGACGGGAUCAGCUUCUCCAUCCGAGACCCAUAUUACAAGGAGAAGGUGUCGCGCACCGUCAGCCUGCCCACGCGAGGAAGCACGUUCCCCAGACAAUCUCGCGUCUCGGACACGUCGCCGCUCACACGGAGGAAAUCCUACGACCGUGGGCAACCCGCCAGGCCUCCAGACGUCGGCUUCACGCCCCCCUCGUCCCCCCCUACCCGCCCGCGCAACGACCGCAACGUCUUCUCUCGGCUCACGAGCAACCAGAGCCAGGGGUCGGCCUUGGACAAGUCUGAUGACAGCGAUUCCUCUGUCUCGGAGGUGCUGAGGGGCGUCAUCAACCCGGUGGGAGGCACCAAGAACGCCCGGACGGCCCCGCUGCAGUGCGUCUCCGUGGCAGAAGGACACACCAAGCCCGUGCUCUGCCUGGAUGCCACCGAUGAGCUGCUUUUCACGGGCUCCAAAGACCGGAGCUGCAAGAUGUGGAACCUGGUGACGGGGCAGGAAAUCGCCUCCCUCAAGGGACACCCGAACAACGUGGUGUCCAUCAAGUACUGCAGCCACACGGGGCUGGUGUUCACCGUGUCCACCUCGUACAUCAAGGUGUGGGAUAUCCGGGACUCGGCCCGCUGCAUCCGCACCCUCACAUCUUCUGGCCAGGUGAUCUCUGGGGACGCGUGCGCCGGGACCACCACCCGCACGGUCACCAGCGUGCAGGGGGAACACCAGAUCAACCAGAUCGCGCUCAACCCCACCGGCACCACGCUCUACGCCGCCACCGGUAACUCCGUCCGCAUCUGGGAGCUGAGCAGGCUGCAGCCCGUCGGGAAGCUGAGCGGCCACAUCGGGCCCGUGAUGUGUCUGACGGUAAACCAGACGGCGAGCAACCACGACCUGGUGGUGACGGGCUCCAAGGAUCACUACGUCAAGGUGUUUGAGAUUGCCGAGGGCAUGGUGGGCAAUAUCGGCCCCACUCACAACUUCGAGCCCCCUCACUACGACGGCAUCGAGUGCCUGGCCAUCCAGGGGGACGUCCUCUUCAGUGGCUCCAGGGACAACGGCAUAAAGAAAUGGGACCUGGAGCAGCAGGAACUUAUCCAGCAAAUCCCCAACGCGCACAAAGACUGGGUCUGUGCCCUGGCCUUCAUCCCCGGCCGCCCCAUGGUGCUGAGCGCCUGCCGAGGAGGCAUGAUCAAGGUCUGGAACGUGGAUAACUUCACCCCGGUCGGGGAGAUCAAGGGGCACGACAGCCCCAUCAAUGCCAUCUGCACCAACUCCAAGCACAUCUUCACCGCCUCCAGCGACCUGACAGUGAAGCUCUGGAGCGGGAGGAGGCUGCCCGCUGGGUCCAACUAGGGACUGCAAAGGACUGGAAGGUGGGCCAGGAGGGCGACGGCCGGGUACCUCGCCCUUGCUAUCGAGACCCCGUCAUCGACAGAAGCUCAACCCAGGGAUGGGAUUUGUUGUGCCUGGCCCGACGGGGUGGAUGAGGCCCCACCUGGUACUUUGAGCACUGAUUUUUUUUCCCGUGAAGAGGCAGCUCUGUGGAGCACCGGCAGCUCCACCUCCCCUCCUGCUGCGGUUUCUCGAUGGUUUUCCAGUGACCAGGAAACAUCGUCUCCCUUCUCGCCCACCCUGCUGUAAUGCCUGCCAGGACUCCGAGGGGUUGGAGUCCAGGCCGAGCUCCUUGGCUCCUUCCCAGAGGAAUUUGGAAGCACUAAAUUCCCUCCUGCCCCUGUGGCUUCCCGCAGCCUCCGCCUGGAUGUGCUCCUUCGGUCCCUCUUGGCUCCAGGGCUGGUUCCUGCAGGAGUCUUUCUCCAUUCCCCAGUCUCGAGGCCGUUUGGGGUCUGCUGGCCAGGACCAGAGCACGGAGGGGCUGCUUCUUCGGAGACGGUACUUGUGGGACAGCCUCCGUGCUGCGAUGGGGUCUGCAGGAGGAUUUCCAGGCAGCUCCAUCAUCCCCCAGCCCCAGCCUGUCCCUCCUGGCUCACCCUGAGCAUCUCAGCUGUGCCACAGCCGCGAGCGCACGGUGAGCCCGGGCAGGUCUCCAUCCAUCGCACGAUUUCCAGCCCGACCUGCUGGGUUUCCUCGUGGUGAUCUCUGAAAAUCUGAGCCAAAAUCAGCAGACCCCCCCCCCCGCUCCGCUCUGCAGCGGGG